ACAAGAGGAGGGAGGAGGAAAGGAGGAGGGAGAAGGAGCGAAGGAGACAAAAACAAGAAGACAAAGCAUUCCCAGGUUGGAGCAAGAACAAGAGUUGUCUGGUAAAGCUAACCUGGUUGCAGCGUCGCCAUGGGCAUCAUUCCAGUGGUCCUUCUCCUCUGUGGUCUCCACGCGCUCGGCGGCGAAGUCCGAGCCCAGGAGAGCGAGACCACCGAGGCCCCUGAUGGGACCCUCCCAGCCAACUGCAGGGAGGAGAUGUACCCCUGCACCAGGAUGUACUCGCUUCAUCGUCCAAUCAAGAGAUGCGUGGGCGGGCUCUGCCUCUACAGCCUCCCUCGCGUCUACGUGAUCAACAAUGAGAUCUGCACGAGGACGGUGUGCCAACACGAGGAGGAUCUCAAAGGUGAGCCAGCCAGGGUGUCAUCACCUGUCGUUCGCCCACACUCGCACCUUCUCUCUCUCUCUCUCUCUCUGUUUGUUUGUGUGAGACAGCUGAGCUGUGCAGGGAGCUGUCCGGGUGGCCCAGGCGCAUGCAGAGGUCAUCCAACAGGAAACGCUGUCGCAAUCGCCGUGGUCACUCCAAGACCUGGGCCAGCAAGGCCUGACAGUCCUAAGAUGGAUCCAGCAGUCAGUGGCCACACGCGUGUUGUCGUCACGUCUAUGUUUAUGUUUGCUAACCUGAAAUUGUCGGCCGGUCCUGAGCGUUCCAUAGAUCACAUCACGCACGCUUCUUUCUCCGGUCCACCAUAGCAGCACCCAUGCCUGCUCUCGUUCAUACUGGAAGGUGCUACCUCGGGGGUGUCCCAACAGACCUACAACUACAAUUGGACAAGGAACAACAGUAGAACUGGACAAAUCAGCGGCCAUUUCCCAAGCAUAAAGUCACAAUGCUACGAGGAUAGAGAAGAAAAUAAAAAUCCUCUUUAGUGGAAAAGAAGAAAGUGAAAAUAGUCGGUAAGAAGUUGAUAGCAAUACUACAUCAUAAAGCUUUCUCACUGAAAUAUAACCUGGGCGUGGACACCCCUGUACGUAGUGAUAAUGUAUGACUGUAUGUACUGUAUACGUGUACUGUAUACGUGUACUGUUGCAAUUAUACAGCCUGGAAGGAAUGAAAGCCACGGAGGUUGUCGAUGUGAUAGAUUUAUCUUUGCAUAUUUCCAUAUACACACAUUAGGGGGGGGGGGGAAUCAAACACUUAGGGUCAGUGUGUCCAUCUGCAUUGCACUUCUGUCACAAAACAAGCAAAUCCAUUUGCAUGUAAACAAUAACAACAAGUAGAAAGAAGAAGAUGAACACUAAGAAGAAGAAGAAGAAGAAGAAGAACACGAAGAAAGGAGAAGAGGAAUAACACUGCACUUUACAAAUACAAGCCUAGUCCCAACAUUGCAAUCCAAAACCUGGACUUGAGCACUGUUGUGUUUUCCUUCAGGUCACCCCCCCCCCCCCACCACCACCACCACCACCACCCCCGCUUUUUAGACCUGGUUUCGUCCGUGUGUCGCAGUGCACUGAUUUAAAUCUCCCAGUUUGGGACGGCAGCUCAUCAUCAUCUAUCAUGUCUUCACUGCUGGUAUUGCUGUGAUGCCCCAAGAGGCCACUAGAGGGUACUAGAGACAAGACUGCAAGAGUACAGUAUAAGCCGUUACUACAACACAUACUGGAGAAACAGACUGACUGUGCAAAAAAAAUAAACA
Doryrhamphus excisus (bluestripe pipefish) is the source of this 1694-nucleotide messenger RNA. NCBI's taxonomy places the organism in Eukaryota, Metazoa, Chordata, Actinopteri, Syngnathiformes, Syngnathidae. The record is from RefSeq and is a predicted model, not a curated record.